Messenger RNA from Bactrocera neohumeralis, 2189 nucleotides. RefSeq lists its product as uncharacterized. The coding region runs from base 951 to 2147 and encodes 398 amino acids. Gene Ontology annotation, molecular function: RNA polymerase II cis-regulatory region sequence-specific DNA binding; DNA-binding transcription factor activity, RNA polymerase II-specific. Gene Ontology annotation, cellular component: nucleus. The transcript has 4 exons. Gene Ontology annotation, biological process: regulation of transcription by RNA polymerase II; muscle organ development; cell development. The record is from RefSeq and is a predicted model, not a curated record. NCBI's taxonomy places the organism in Eukaryota, Metazoa, Arthropoda, Insecta, Diptera, Tephritidae.
AAAUGUCACAACAAAACAGCGCGAGAGAGAGUGAGAAAGUGCUUAACCAAUUAGUUGGGAGGCAUGCUACGACAAGCAUCGGUUAACAUACAAAUUGAGGAUAAUAUCCAGAAAUAUUUAAGAAGUAAAUUCUAGGCAAGAUCCUGUAUUCAUAUACUGCUAGUAUGAAACUGUUUAUGAUGAAAGAGCAAAAUUUUAAGUUUUUAAAAACUGAGAAAGCCAAAAAUGUUAAUUAAAUGAAUUCUCUAUUCGUCUCGAUAAAGCUGAAUUUUUUCAAAAAGAGUACUUCAAACAGGUCUCUCUGGACAUGCUGGAUGGUGCGAAUUCCGAUCCCACAUUCAUAGAGAGCAUUAUAACUGCUGAUGAGAGAUGGAUUUAUGAGUUUGACAUGCUAACAAGUCAACAAUCUUCAGAAUGGAGGGGAAAAAAAGGCGAAACCCAAAAGGAAACACACAAAAACCGCUCAAAAAUCAAGGGGAUGCUCAUUGUUUUUUUCGAUAGUCGUGGUUUGGUGCCAUAUGAAUUUGGUGUUGUAUUUGGCCGUAUUAAGGAGUUGGCGUGAGAACAUCCAUCGAAAACGGUCGGAAUUGUGGAAGAUUCAUGGCCGCCUGUAGGGUGCAUAAGUAAAAAUAAAUCUGCGGCGCCUAAAGAUCUACGCUCGCAGCGUCCAAAGCACAACUGAAAAAAUAUCUAAUGCUCAUUUCAAAAAUCUAUUAAUUGUACUAAUGAAAUGUCUCUCCCAACAAAAGGCACGAAAAUCCAAAUCAAAAUCAGGAAAAUAAGAUGAUGACAAAAAACAACUUUUCCCCAAUGGUCAGUGAGUGUCGAGGCAAAUCAAUAGCGAACAGUCUGCGCCUGUUGUUCAAGCGAAACGCUGGUAAAAAUUAAAAAAUAAAUACCAUAAAAACUUUCUUAAAAUAAGUAAAUUGUCAGUUGCAUUCAUUUUCGAAAUGGAGAAAUUUAUGACGGGCCGUCCGCAACGUAAUCGACGACAUAGCAGACGCGCCUGGCCGCCAGAAGAUGAUCUACAUCAACCGCGUCUUGUUAAGCGACUUUUCACGCCCGAGAUUAAGCGCAUGCUUAAAGACUGGCUUGUGCGCCGGCGCGAAAACCCCUAUCCAAGUCGUGAUGAAAAGAAGCGUCUAGCUGUUGAGACCGGUCUUACAUACACACAAAUCUGCAAUUGGUUUGCCAACUGGCGACGAAAAUUAAAAAACUCAGAGCUGGAGCGCGAUAAAAGAUCUUGGGGUCAUCUUAUUAAGCACUACAAUACAAACGCACGUGGGAAUGUGGAGCAAUUUAGUAUAUCUUCGGAAGAUAGCAUUUGGGAAGAAGAUGAACUGGAGCACGAUGAAGACAUGGAUAAGCACAGUGAUGACGACGAAUAUGAAUCACGUGAAGGUGGCAUUUCUAGCGGCACCGAAGGUGCAAACAGCUCAACAGGCGGUUGUAGCUAUGAUAGUUUUGUCCAGAGAAACGGCAAAAUGAGCUGUUUUAUGAAAAAUCAAACAUGCGAUAAACGCAAUGUAAGAACAGCGGUUAUUGAGAGCGCAAAUAAAUCGCCAGGCAACUCUGUAUUUUAUGGUGGCACAAUAACAACACAAGAACAACAGCCACAAAUUAUUGAAAAACCAAACCCAACCACUCACACAGCAAAGUACAAACAGAAAAUGAUGGAAAAGUAUCUGCGCGAUACGCAUGGCACACAUUCAAAUUCAAUGGCACCACAAUGUGAUGCAUACACUGUCAAUGAUGGAUUUAACAACAAGCAGUUUGAUGUCGAAGCAGCUAUUCAUAGUGGCGAUGAAGGAGAUGGUGUUCGUAAUGGCGAUAAUGCAGCGCUGUCCAAAUGGUUGCAGAGUGCUGCACGCUUUACGCCUGAUAAAAACAACUACUUUGUCGAGUGGAAUGGCAAAACCGGCAAAAUGGAACAGAAACAACGCAUAAAACAACUACGGCGCAUCACCAUUGUACCAGCCAACUCCGGUGGCGUCACGCGACGUCAAUCCAUAGAUACCUGCCCUACACAACUAGAAUUAGACGCCGCAGAAGCACUGGCAAAUAUGGCAUUUAAUUGCCGACAACGGAGAAGGGAUGGCAAUCAUAACGGUGUGCGUCUACAGACUGUCAAUGCAAUUAGUUCCUAGCAAUUGUUGCAUAUAAAUUAAUAAACAUGAACAUUCACAGCA